Myodes glareolus (Bank vole) is the source of this 4581-nucleotide messenger RNA. Lineage: Eukaryota; Metazoa; Chordata; Mammalia; Rodentia; Cricetidae. The record is from RefSeq and is a predicted model, not a curated record.
CGUCCCAGCUGCAGCGCGUCCGCGGAUCCUGUAACUGGCGGCAAGGGUCCGAGGUACCCACGGGCCACCGUAGCUGGCAAGGUAAACAGAAUUCUGGGAAGUCUACUUCUGGUGUGUAGAACCCCUGGGCUCCUCUGACCCCACACCUCCUGCUCCCUGUUGCUGGCCACUUGCACUUUGAGCCUCACCUGGUUGCUUUUGUGUGGAUCGAGGCUUCCCCAUCUAUCGCAGCCAUGAACUUCCUCCGGAGGCGUCUGUCCGACAGCAGCUUUGUGGCCAACCUGCCCAAUGGCUACAUGCCGGACCUGCAGCGCCCUGAAAGCUCCAGUAGCUCCCCAGCAUCCCCGGCCACUGAGAGGAGGCACCCCCAGCCCCUGGCUGCCUCUUUCUCUUCUCCAGGAUCCAGCCUAUUCAGCUCCUUCUCCAGUGCCAUGAAACAGACCCCACAGGCCCCCUCGGGGUUAAUGGAACCACCAACUCCUGUCACACCCGUGGUUCAGAGACCCAGGAUCUUGUUGGUGAUCGAUGAUGCCCACACAGACUGGUCAAAGUAUUUCCAUGGGAAGAAAGUGAACGGCGACAUUGAGAUCCGAGUGGAGCAGGCAGAGUUCUCUGAGCUGAACCUGGCUGCUUAUGUUACCGGAGGCUGCAUGGUAGACAUGCAAGUUGUGAGAAAUGGCACCAAAGUUGUGAGGUCCUUCAAACCGGACUUCAUCCUGGUUCGACAGCAUGCCUACAGCAUGGCCCUGGCUGAGGACUACCGCAGCCUGGUCAUCGGCCUUCAGUAUGGAGGGCUUCCUGCUGUCAACUCUCUGUAUUCCGUAUACAACUUCUGCAGCAAGCCCUGGGUGUUCUCUCAGCUCAUUAAGAUCUUCCAUUCUUUGGGUCCUGAGAAGUUUCCACUCGUGGAGCAAACAUUUUUCCCCAACCACAAGCCAAUGCUCACAGCCCCACACUUCCCCGUGGUGAUCAAGCUGGGACAUGCCCAUGCUGGCAUGGGAAAGAUCAAAGUAGAAAACCAGCAUGACUACCAGGACAUCACGAGUGUGGUGGCCAUGGCCAAAACCUACGCCACCACUGAAGCUUUUAUCGACUCCAAGUAUGACAUCCGCAUACAGAAGAUUGGAUCCAACUACAAGGCAUACAUGAGAACCUCCAUCUCUGGAAACUGGAAGGCCAACACAGGUUCUGCCAUGCUGGAGCAGGUGGCCAUGACGGAGAGGUAUAGGCUAUGGGUGGACAGCUGCUCAGAGAUGUUCGGCGGCCUGGACAUCUGUGCUGUCAAGGCUGUGCACAGCAAGGAUGGGAGAGAUUACAUCAUCGAGGUCAUGGACAGUUCAAUGCCUCUGAUUGGAGAGCAUGUCGAAGAGGACAAGCAUUUAAUGGCCGACCUUGUUGUCUCCAAAAUGAGCCAACUCCUGGUGCCAGGGAGUGCGGUGCCCUCACCCCUGAGACCUUGGGGUCCACAGACUAAACUUGCAAAAUCUCCAGGGCAAGGCCAGCUGGGAUCUCAGCUAGGACAGCCCCAGCCAAGGCCGCCUCCCCAAGGGGGCGCUCGUCAAACUCAGUCUCCCCAGCCUCCCAGAUCUAGAAGUCCAUCCCAACAGAGGCUUUCCCCACAAGGCCAGCAGCCUGUGAGCCCUCAGUCAGGAUCUCCACAGCAGCAGAGGUCACCAGGCUCUCCACAGUUAUCCAGGGCAUCUGGUGGCACUUCUCCAAACCAGGCCUCCAAGCCAUAUCCCCGGCCACCUGUGCAGGGCCGCAGCACCUCCCAGCAGGGUGAAGAGCCCCAAAAGUCAGCACCACCUCACCCCCACCUCAACAAAUCUCAGUCCCUGACUAACAGCCUCAGUACGUCAGAUGCCUCCCAUCGAGGGACCCCAAGUGAAGACGAGGCCAAGGCUGAGACCAUCCGCAACCUGAGGAAGUCCUUUGCCAGCCUCUUCUCCGACUAGCCUCCUACUCGGGCUGGAGGGCAGGAAGGAAGGAAGACUCGCUGACUUGAGCCUUUCCCUGGCUCCUUCCUUCUCAGCCUCGGUUCCUGGUGGAAACAUGCUUCCUAGAUGCCUCUGACCCAGGAACUGAUGAUCUAUGUGCAUUCCCAUCUCCUUGACCAUGACAUUCCAAUGCCGCCUGACUGAGCAGUAGCCUUGAGAGCCCCCGUGGCUCCUCUGUGCAGGCGUUCUAGACAGAUAAGGCAUCACUACACCCACCAUAUGCUUGCUCCCCUGCCGAUGGUACCCUGUGAGAUAUCUGUGUGGCUCGGUUUUGCAUUCUUAUUAGUGUUUUGCUUGCCUUUGGGCAGAGGCCCCCUUUGAAGCCUUGACUUACCUCCAUCAAAUGCAGACAUUAUAGUCGGACCUCAGCAACACAAGAGGCAAUACUUUUCAAUGGUGUUUUUGCAGACAGAAAUAGGGAAGCCCAGCCUAGGAGCCUACUACAUACCCAGAGCAAGCUAGUGCCAUCCUUGCUGGGAGUAGGCUGACAAAGGCCCCAUCGCAGCUGGACCUCCUAGGGAUCUUGAUGCCAAAAGAAAGAAGCUAGACCCUAUGCAACAAGUGGAGCCUUUCAGAACAGAGUAGAGGGAACCCCACAUAAUGCUACCCAGGCUUAGAGCCAACAGCAGGAAUCCAGAGGAGAAGAGCCUGUGCCCCCUGCGGAGAAGGUCAUUGGACUGUGCCUCUUUGACCUCACACAGAAUUUGCUUUUUCCUCCUUAAGGUUAAAUGAGAACCCAGAGAGAGUGGGUAGCUCCCUGUUGCAUGAGAAAACAUAGUGAUGUGUUCUAUAUGGUUCAGCAUUCUACCUGCCCUGAACAAGGUGUCAAUAAUGUAAAUAAUGUAAAUGCCACCGCGUUUACAAAAGGUCUGGUGGGACAACCUUCAGAAACAAUGUGUGUGUUUCUCUUUGUGGAACACAGGACACAGGACACAGAUUGAAGCCUUUUAGAAUUUCUUCCAGAAAAAGUUCCACUCCAACCUUGUCUCAGCCAUUAUGACUCAGACGGUUGGCUGCAGAACUAAGCAAAGUGGUCCUGACUCCCCUUCCAAUGUGCGUAUGCUUGCUCCCUCCCCUGCACCAGACUGCUCCCGGAUCGGAUCGUAUCACCAAGCACCUGGUGCUAGAAACGCCAGAAGCAGCUUCCUGAUCCCGAGUCGACCCAGGAUAUCAGAACAUAGCCAUGCGUAUCUGCACAGUGCCCUCAGCCACCUGAGGUGUGCCUUCCCUGCACGGUGCAAGGGAGGGAAGGGUUAUUAACUGAAGCAGUUUCUGGUUAUGCUCAAGUUCUGUGUAGCCUUGGUGAUGGAUCAUCUAAAGUUUUUCUGGGUCUCCAGGAACACAGAAGCAGCCACCGUGGUUUCUGAGAGUUAUCUGCUUGUUUUCUUGGAACAGAGUUUCAUUCAGCAACUCAGGUUGAAUGUAGCCCAAGCACGUCUCAAAAUCAUGAUGAUUCUCCUGCUUUUUCAGCCUCCCAAAUGCUGAGAUUUUCUGAAUGAACCACCACACCCAGCAAGCGUUCAACAUUUUCUUUAGUCCUCCCAGCCCAGACUGGAGUAGCAAAGACAAGGGUAGAGGCCCUCUCCUGCCUUGGCUCACUUAGAACCCUGCACUUCUGCAGAAUUGCGCCUUCGAGCUGGUUUCCAGAAGGGAUCAGCUCAGCAUCAAAAGUGGCAGCUUUGGCCCUGGCUGCAGAGAUCCAUUUGGCCCUCAGGGUCAUCCUCUUCCUCCUUGUCUUCUCCCUCCGUCAUGAUCAAAUCAGUAUCAAGAGCAAGCACGCUGGUUGUUUCAGAAGCUCUCCUUGGCGUCUUUCCAUAGAGGAAUAAACAGCAGAUGUGAGUCUACACCGUGAAGGUCCAGUGACCACUGAGACCUUAGUUUGGAGCUGCAGACUGCAGGGCUUCGCCCAGUUAGAACUGACUAGACUCGGGAGCAAAUACACUGUAGUGUGAAGUGAGGCACGGACGGCUGAAGGUCUGCACUUCCCAGUACCAACCAAGCCCAACCUCUUUUAUUCCUAAGUUCCAGUGAGUUCAGUGUGCAGGACGGUCCCUGGGGCUUGCCUACAUCCACCCAGCCCACAUCACCCUCAUUUUGCUCAACUGCUCUUCGAUCACAGAAUGAGGCUGGCAAAAGCAUCCAGAAUGCUUCUCGAGGAUAAUGGGAAUGACCCGGAACGUGGAAAGGCAGUUGGUACAACAGUCAGCAGAUUCUCCUGUCCCCCCACCCACUCCCUGAUGAGGGAAGAGGAGGUCUUGAGGCCAGCACCCCCAGCCAUGAUUUAGGUAGGUUAUCCAAAGGAAGAAAAAAAGGUCAGUCAACGAAUCCACAGAAUAUUGCUGCUGCUUCCCGCUCCUCCUCUGUUCUGACUUAGCUCUAGUACCUUUCUCUAGAACCUCUAGGAAAACCUGUGAGGUAGAAAGAUAGGGGUAAGACUAGGAAUGUCAAAGAUAGUCUGUUAAAGUGAGUUCUAGAGAAGACGAUGCAUGUUGGCUUUCUGAUUGUCUACCCCAGGAGAUGUGAGUGCCCUUUUCAGGUCCCCCAGCACCCUCCUCCCUUUUCUCUCUCUCUCUCUCUCUCUCUC